Molecule: messenger RNA, 634 nt
Organism: Anopheles arabiensis
Lineage: Eukaryota; Metazoa; Arthropoda; Insecta; Diptera; Culicidae
Product: lysozyme c-1
Exons: 4
Coding region: 70-531 (153 amino acids)
Molecular function (GO): lysozyme activity
Source: RefSeq, a predicted model, not a curated record
CUCGCUGUGUACUUCGAAGACUGUGAAUCGGCUAACGCGCGUGCAGUUAAAAUACACCGCAACCUAAUCAUGAUGCGUAGAAUACGUCAUAACUUCGGAACAGCGUCCGCUAUCAGUUUUGUAGUGCUUAUUUUGUUUACACUCUACCACACUGGCGAGGGAAAGGUGUACGAAAAGUGUUCGCUUGCUAGAACGUUUGAUCGACAGAAGAUCUCCUCGCGGACGCUGAUAUCCAAUUGGGUCUGUCUGGUGAUGGCCGAAAGCGGUGCCGACACCAGCAAGGUGACCAAACUCCCAAAUGAUUCCUCCAACUAUGGUAUCUUUCAGAUCAAUAGCAAAACCUGGUGCCGGGAGGGUCGUAAGGGAGGCCACUGCGACAAGAAGUGUGAAGACUUUCUGAACGACGAUCUCACGGACGAUAUCGAGUGUGCGAAGCAGAUCUACAAUGACAGUGGGUUUGCCGCUUGGAAAGGAUGGGUUAACCGCUGCAAGCAAAAGACGCUGCCCGAUCUGUCGUCCUGCUGGAACUAGGUACUUCGAUUGGAAUAACACUCCAUCGCAUUGUUGGUUAAUAACACACACUUUACAUGACAUUAUUGGUAAUAAAACUAUUUGAUUUCAUCCCACCAAAACA